Messenger RNA from Aphanomyces astaci, 509 nucleotides. RefSeq lists its product as hypothetical. The transcript is spliced from 4 exons. The coding region runs from base 28 to 474 and encodes 148 amino acids. The record is from RefSeq and is a predicted model, not a curated record. NCBI's taxonomy places the organism in Eukaryota, Oomycota, Saprolegniomycetes, Saprolegniales, Verrucalvaceae.
CAACUGGAGGCCAAAUUUCAAUUCGCCAUGCCCCGUCGCAACUUGUCUGAAUUCCCAGGACGCCAAGAGCCGUCGUCGAUGACAGUUGAAGAAGCCCCGACGCAGGUGAAUUCUGAAGGUGUGGAACUCGUAGAACACAGUUCGCACGAGUCGACGUCGAUCACAACACCACCUCCGCCUCCCCAGGCUACUGAGGGCACCGCUCCGCCGCAAUCUUCUCUUUCACCUGACGAAGUGUAUGCCCGCGCUUUGGAUCAGCAGCUCAACCGCCCUCCUGGACUGGUCAUGGCGCAGCCAGUGCUCCAAGUCCCAUUCAACUGCGGGUCGUGCGGCACCACCCACGAUGUCCAGCGAGCAGCACCAGGCUCUCAAUUUCAAUGCACAGUCUGCGGGGUGAUGAACUUACUGCCAGCCGCCGCCCAUACCCAAUUCGUCAUGGUUGAGCCCACGCCAUUCCUUUGCAACUUGCAGUAAUAACAAAAAUCAACACAAACUUCUAUUAUUCUCAA